Molecule: messenger RNA, 1359 nt
Organism: Emiliania huxleyi CCMP1516
Lineage: Eukaryota; Haptophyta; Isochrysidales; Noelaerhabdaceae
Exons: 1
Coding region: 1-1359 (452 amino acids)
Source: RefSeq, a predicted model, not a curated record
AUGCACGCCUCCGCUGCGGCCCUCUACGUCGCGCGGUGUGCGUGCGACGGCGAGGCCUGGGCGGACGGCUUCGCGCCCGAGGGCGCCAGUCGUUUGCUACUUCGCGCUCUCUCCCCCGACCACCUCCUCGCUCUGCCGCGGUGCGUCGCUUCGUGCCUCUUAACAGCGCUGGUGCCAUCGGUCGCAGCGGUCGAAAUCGCUGACGGCAACGUCAACUAUUCAUUCCGGGUGUACCGGCGGGGCUGCCGAUCGCUCUUCCUCAAGCGCGCGACGGGGUAUUUGAAGUGGCAGCCGUCGAUGGCGCUCGAGGCGGAGAGGAUGCGGCGCGAAGUGCAAUACUACCGCGAUGUCGCGCAGCUGCUGGGCGAGGCUGACGCUGACGCGCUCUUGCCGCGGCUGCUCCACUUUGACGAGCGCCGGAUGGUCGUGGUGAUAGCCUUUUUGGAGGACCACUCCCUCCUGAUUGAGCGGUGCUUUGCGUCGGAGGAUGGGGUGCCUGGAGACGCAGCCGCGGCCCUCGGACGCUACUUGGGCACGGUGCACGGUAGGACACUCGAGCGGCCCGGGCGCGAGGCCCAAACAGCGGAGCGAGCGGUCGCGUACUGGAAUCACGCGCUGCGCGCCGUGCAGCUCGAGCACGUCUUCACAGUCUGCUUCGAGGCGUCAGAGCGCGGCCGCGUGCUCGCCAAGGACGCCGCCUUUAUGUCCGAGGUGAGCGAGUUAAAGGCUCUUUACCUCGGCUACUCCCUCCGACCAGGCGACGUGCGCGCGCUCUGCCACGGCGACCUGCACGCCGGCUCAGUGAUGGUUAGCAAAGACGGCGGCUCUGUCAAGGUAAUUGACCCAGAGUUCGCGGUCUGGUGCGCGCCCGGCCUCGACGUUGGCUCCCUCCUCUUCGCGCUGGUGUGCGGCUUCAUCUUUCGGCUCGAGACGUGCAGGGCAACGGGUUCACGCGCGGUUGGCACGGCGACAUACCCGCUGACCUCUCUUCGCGAAGCUAUCGCGCGGGUUUGGGAGGCGUACUCUGCGGCGCUCACCGCUGAGGGGGUGGAUGAAAACGCCGUGGAACGCAUCGGAGAGGACGCUGUCGGGUUUGCCAUGCUUGAGGCGAUCCGCACCUCACUCGGCUUUGCUGGCGCGCGGGACCCAGGCCGGCGGCUGACGGAUCCAAAGGCACUGGAGCGAUAUCAGGAAUCCGUUGUGCGGCUCGCGCGGCGGUGCAUGCUCGGCCGCCGCGCGGAUCGCGCUUUCUCCGCCAACGUCCAGGACGGCGGCUCGGUGUUUGGUAUCGACCUGCUGCUCGCCGAGCUGGACCGUGCGCAGAGGGGGAUCUUUAGCAACACCAAACAAACCCCGUAA